Molecule: messenger RNA, 6029 nt
Organism: Sinocyclocheilus grahami
Lineage: Eukaryota; Metazoa; Chordata; Actinopteri; Cypriniformes; Cyprinidae
Product: dedicator of cytokinesis protein 11-like
Exons: 46
Coding region: 90-5588 (1832 amino acids)
Biological process (GO): positive regulation of GTPase activity; positive regulation of filopodium assembly; small GTPase-mediated signal transduction
Molecular function (GO): guanyl-nucleotide exchange factor activity
Source: RefSeq, a predicted model, not a curated record
CCGCACCGCUUGUCAGACGCGCAGAUUGGCGUGCCGCGAUGUCGCUUUCCGCAAUGAGGACGUUGAUGGAAUUACAAUCAAACUAAAACAUGUCUGAAGUAAGAAAAUUCACUAAAAGGUUGAGCAAACCUGGAACGGCUGCGGAGCUCAGACAAAGUGUGUCGGAGGCGGUGAGGACGUCCAUUGCUGUGGAGCAGCCCAAGAUCAUCGAGCCGCUGGACUAUGAGAAUGUGGUGUUCCAGAGGAAAGCUCAGAUCCACAGUGAUCCACAGAGAGACCUGCUGCUGUGGCCAGCUGAUGAUGUAUCAGAAGCACAGAUUGAACGCCAAAGGAGGACCAUUGUUCCUUCAGUUCCUCAAAAUGCUGAGAACGAAGCAAAAAGCCUGUUUGCCAAAGAGUGCAUUAAGAUGUACAGCACCAACUGGCACGUCAUCAACUAUAAUUACGAGGCCUACUCUGGAGAUUUCCGGACGCUGCCCUGUAAAGGGAUGAAGACGGAAAAGCUUCCCAACCAAGUGUUUGAGGUGGAUGAGGGGGAGGAGGAUUCAUCAUCUCUUUGCUCUCAGAGAGGAGGUGUAAUGAAGCAGGGCUGGCUGCAGAAGGCCAACAUCAACAGCAGUCUGUCUGUCUCCAUGAAGGUGUUCAAGAGGAGGUAUUUCUACCUGUCUCAGCUCCCCGAUGGUUCUUACAUACUGAAUUCAUACAAAGAUGAGAAAAACUACAAAGAAUCAAAAGGCUCCAUCUAUCUGGACUCCUGUAUUGAUGUAGUUCCGUGUCCUAAGAUGAAGCGCAAUGGCUUUGAGCUGAAGAUGCAGGAAGGUAACAGUCACUAUCUGGCGGCAGACAGCGAGGCCGAGAUGGAGGAGUGGGUAAACACGCUGAAACAGACCUUACUGAGCGCGAUGGAUGACAGGAGGAACGGAUCAGAACCUUCUGAAGGGUCUCUGGAUGACGACAGCAGUAGUCAGGGGAAACCAGAGAACAUUGCGGAGAGCUUUGGCCGGAGUCUUCAUCCAGAGCUAAUGAAGUAUGCCAGAGAAACCGACCAGCUGAAUAAAAUGAGCAGGAAUGAAGGUCGACAGAAGAUCUUCACCCUGGAUCCUGAGACGCAGAGAUUGGAUUUUUCAGGCAUCGAGCCUGACGUGAAGCCAUUUGAAGAGCGAUUUGGACGAAGAAUCAUGGUUAGCUGUCACGACUUGUCCUUUAGCCUUCAAGGAUGUGUCAGUGAGAAGAAUGAUGCCAUCUUAACCAAUGUAGAGCCGUUCUUCAUCAGCCUAGCGUUGUUUGAUCUGUCCAAAGGUUGCAAGAUCUCUGCAGACUUUCAUGUUGACCUCAAUCCACCCUGCGUGAGGGAAAUGCUUCAAGAAGCUUCUCCGGGGACACCAACAGAACCAGAAGGAGGAUAUGGAUAUGAAACAGUCAGGGUAAACGGGCACGGUCUGCCAGUUCUCCAGAGGGUCGCGGAGUCUCUUAUACGCUUCCCCACUCAGGGUAGUUUCUCCGUUACCAACCCCCACACAGACAUCUUCCUGCUGGCCCGGGUGGAAAAAGUUUUACAGAACGGCAUCACCCAUUGCGCUGAGCCCUACAUUAAGACCGCCGACAUCAGCAAGGCUCGAAACAUUGCAAUUUGUGUUCAGUUCAAGGAUUCUGAUGAUGAAGGAGCCGCCCCGUUGAAGUGCAUCUAUGGCAAGCCAGGGGAUCCACUUUUCACCACCAGUGCUUUUGCUGCAGUUUUGCAUCACAAUCAGUGUCCAGAGUUUUAUGAUGAGAUUAAAAUCGAGCUUCCUGUUCAUGUCCAUGAGAAGCAUCAUGUUCUCUUUACUUUCUACCACAUAAGCUGUGAGCUUGGCAACAAAACCACCACCAAGAAACGGGAUGGAGUGGAAACACUGGUGGGUUACUCCUGGGCUCCUUUAUUGAAGGAUGGCAGAAUACAGUCCUCAGAGCUACAACUUCCUGUGUCUGCUAAUCUACCAGCUGGUUACAUCUAUGACAAAAGCCAAGACUCAGAGAAGUGUUUUCCAUAUAUCAAAUGGGUGGAGAAUGCCAAACCAUUAUUUAAAGUGCGAGCAUAUGUAGCAUCAACAAUUUACGCUCAGGAUUUGCACCUCCACAAUUUCUUCCAGUAUUGCCAGCUGAUGAAGUCAGCGUCACAGGGCAAUCCUGCUGAACUCGUCAAGUACCUAAAGUGCCUACAUGCAGUAGAGACUCAGGUCAUCAUCAAGUUCCUGCCUACGGUGCUCGUUCAGCUCUUUGAAGUCCUCACUAUGGCAAGCAAAGAGAGUCAAGAUAUUGCUGUCAACUCCACACGGGUAAUCAUUCACAUAGUGUCUCAGUGUCAUGAGGAGGGUCUGGAACAUUACCUACGCAUGUUUCUGAAGUACGUGUUUCGGAUCAACAACGCAACUUCAGAAAACUCUGUGUCGACGCAUGAAGUUUUGGCUACAGCAGUGACUGUCAUCCUCAAACAAACUGCAGACUUCAACACCUGCAACAAACUCCUCAAGUAUUCAUGGUUCUUCUUUGAGACCAUGGCCAAGUCAAUGGCACAAUACCUCCAGGACGGCAACAGAAUGAAAAUGCCUCGAGCGCAGAGGUUUCCAGAAUCGUUCCACCAAGCGCUGCAGUCCCUGCUGUUGUCAAUCAUGCCUCACAUCACCAUACGCUAUGUGGAGAUCCCAGAGGAGGCCCGCUGUGUCAACGUUAGCCUGGCCUGCUUCAUCAAGCGCUGCCUUACGUUCAUGAACCGAGGAUUUGCUUUCAGCUUGAUAAAUGAUUACAUGUGUGGCUUCAGCCUGAAAGAUCCAAAGGUGCUUACAGAGAUGAAAUUUGAUUUCCUUAUGACGGUUUGCAACCAUGAGCACUACAUUCCUCUAAACCUGCCCAUGGCAUUUGGCCGAACUAAGUUGCAGCGAGUCCAGGAUCAGAGUUUGGAGUUCAGCCUGACUGAGGAUUACUGCAAAAACCAUUUCCUGGUGGGUCUGCUUCUGCGAGAGGUUGCUGAUGGACUCCAGGGCUACCCCGAGAUCAGACAGCUGGCUGCAGCUGCACUCAAGAACCUCAUGAUCAAACACGCCAUGGACGACAGAUACAAUGCUUUCAAGAGUUUGGAGUUCAGCCUGACUGAGGAUUACUGCAAAAACCAUUUCCUGGUGGGUCUGCUUCUGCGAGAGGUUGCUGAUGGACUCCAGGGCUACCCCGAGAUCAGACAGCUGGCUGCAGCUGCACUCAAGAACCUCAUGAUCAAACACGCCAUGGACGACAGAUACAAUGCUUUCAAGUUACACAAGCGCGGUUCCACAAAGAGCAAUGUACCCACCGCUGGCCGUUUGGGGCAGUAUGAGAUCAGAGGGCUGCUCCUGUGUUUCCUGCAUAUUGUAAGAACUUUGUCAGAUGAUACUCUGAUGACCUACUGGUCUAAAGUCAAUCCACAAGACAUCAUGAACUUCCUCAGUCUGCUCGAGAUCUGCAUAGUCCAGUUCCGCUAUUUGGGCAAGCGCAACAUCAGCCGAAGCCUGGAGCCCUGGGUGUCGAAACUCUUCUCAUCUGAGAGGAAGUCUCAGACCAUGCCGGUGCUGCGAGGUCGAGGAAGCCUAAUGCAAGCAAAGCUGCAGCAGUUUAGCACUAUGGACACCUCAUUAACCCUGAACAUGGCUGGAGGUUCCACAGAAGCAGAGAUCAACCAUCAGUGUCUGCUUGAGGGGAAUAUGUCGACAGAGGCCUGCCUUACCGUGCUGGAUGUCCUCUCACUCUUCACUCAGAGCUUCAAGAAUCAGCUGCUGGACAGUGAUGGUCACAAUGCUCUGAUGACGAAGGUCUUUGACACGUACCUCACUUUACUGAAAGUCGGACAAUCAGAAACAGCAAUCAAACACAUCUUUGCCUCUCUGCGAGCCUUUAUCAUCAAGUUCCAGGUUCCCCUUUUUAAGGGCCGUGUAACUCUGUGUGGUUCGCUGUGCUAUGAAGUCUUGAAGUGCUGUAUGUCUAAACAAAGUGUCCUACGUGGGGAAGCAUCUGCCCUUCUAUACUUGCUCAUGAGGAACAAUUUUGAGUACACCAAGAGGAAAAGCUUCCUGCGCAUGCACUUACAGAUCAUCAUCGCUGUGAGCCAGCUUAUCGCUGAUGUGGCGCUUACCGGCAGCUCACGUUUCCAGGAGUCACUGUCCAUCAUCAACAACUUUGCCAACAGUGAUAAAGCCAUGAAGACCACCACGUUUCCAUCUGAAGUGAAGGGUCUGAUGAUGAGAAUUCGUACGGUUUUGAUGGCCACUGCUCAGAUGCGUGAGCACGAAAAAGACCCAGAAAUGCUGCUCGACCUACAGUACAGUCUCGCCCGCUCAUACGCCAGCACUCCAGAGCUCCGGCGGACCUGGCUGGACAGCAUGGCACGAGCACACAGCAAGAAUGGAGACUUCUCUGAGGCUGCUAUGUGUAAUGUUCAUGUUGCUGCAUUGGUGGCAGAGUAUUUGCACAGGAAAAAGCUGUUCCCAAGUGGACUGGCAGCUUUUAAGAAGAUCACCCAGAACAUCGAUGAAGAAGGAGCUAUGAAAGAAGACAUGGGGAUGCAAGAUGUGUACUACACUGAGGAUGUCCUUGUAGAGCAGUUGGAGGUGUGUGUGGAAGGUCUAUGGAAAGCCGAGAGGUUUGAGCUCAUAACACACAUUGCGAGACUCAUCAUUCCAGUUUACGAGAAGCGGCACGAGUUUGAGGGCUUCUUUGAAGAAGAGGAUGGAAAAGAAUACAUCUACAAAGAGCCAAAGCUCACAAGCCUGCCUGAAAUUUCCCAUCGGCUCAUAGGUCUCUACGGAGAAAAGUUUGGAGCUGAGAAUGUCAAAAUCAUCCAAGACUCCAACAAAGUUAACCAGAAAGAUCUGGAUCCGAAGUUUGCGUAUAUUCAGGUCACAUUUGUCAAGCCCUAUUUUGAUGAGAAAGAACUGGCUGAGAGGAAGACAGACUUCGAAAAGUCCCACAACAUUCAGCGUUUUGUCUUCGAGACUCCAUUCACACUAACGGGAAAGAAACAAGGAGGGGUUGAGGAACAGUGCAAGCGGCGAACGAUACUUACCACUGCCAACACAUUUCCCUAUGUAAAGAAGCGCAUCAAGGCAGUGGGAGAUAAGCACUUGGAACUGAAGCCGAUUGAUGUAGCAAUAGAUGAGAUGAAAGAGAGGAGCGCUGAACUCGUUAAGCUCUGCUCUAAUCAGGAGGUUAACAUGAUCACACUUCAACUCAAACUCCAAGGCUGUGUUAGUGUGCAGGUGAACGCAGGACCGAUGGCCUAUGCCCGAGCUUUUCUGGAUGAAUCCAAAUCUGGUCAAUCCAGUAAAAAAGUUAAGGAGCUCAAGGAAAUAUUCAGGCAAUUUGUCAAUGCAUGCAGCAUGGCUCUGGACAUUAACGAGAGACUCAUUAAGGAGGAUCAGUAUGAGUAUCACGAGGGACUAAAGGCUAACUUCAAAAGCAUGGUGAUAGAACUUUCGGAUAUCAUCCAUGAGCAGAUCUUCCAGGAGGAUAUGAUGCGUUCCCUGCUGCAGAACUCUCUUCAUGUGUUCAGUGCUAUCAGUGGAACCUCCACUGACCUGAGCUAGAACCUGAUGGACAAUCAGCUCUCCUCGCACCUGAAUGUACAAACCAAGAUUCUAGGCCUUCAGCAAGCAUCAUGUUUUUACUUGUUGUGUAAAUAUUGCUUUUUACAGUUCAUUUUAAUGGCAGCAUGAAGUCAAAAUCGACCCUAUUUACUUUCUUAAUGCACAUUCCUGGUCUUAUCAUGUUUGCAUUGAGGUUCCUUUUAAGCUCGCAUCACCAAGCCACCUUGUUUUUCAACACUUACUCUCUUACCGUUAUGGAAACCUAUUUCCACCACAUAAGAAAAAAUGUCAUGGUUUCGUAUAUCAUAAUUAUGACAUAAAAGGUCAAAAUUAUAAUAUCUCAUUAUGAUGAUAUAAAGUCAAUUAUGACAUGAACUUGAUAUUCUGACAUAAAAAGUCAUUGUUAUGAGAUAAAAGUAAAAAAUGGACUGAAUUCAGUUA